Messenger RNA from Phragmites australis (common reed), 453 nucleotides. RefSeq lists its product as uncharacterized. NCBI's taxonomy places the organism in Eukaryota, Viridiplantae, Streptophyta, Magnoliopsida, Poales, Poaceae. The transcript is spliced from 4 exons. The coding region runs from base 1 to 453 and encodes 150 amino acids. The record is from RefSeq and is a predicted model, not a curated record.
AUGGGGAAAUCAAUAGGGCUGGCCAUCGACUUCUCGAGGGCUGGCUUCACGGCACUGAACUGGGCAGACAAGUAUCUGCUGCCCACGCUCAACAACAGGGAGGACAAGAUCUACAUCAUUCACAUCAAACCGGGUAACAACCCGCACCUGAUUCAUGAUAAGAAAUUCAAUCAAAUCGAGGAUCUCAAGGACCAUUAUCCGGAGGGGAACUGGAAUGCUGUCAUUGACACAACGUGGAACUAUAAGAGCAUUGUUUCCGUCAAGGUCUACGAAGGAGAAGAUAUCCCGGCGAUGCUGAAGCACGUUAGCGACGACGUGCUUCGGCUCAACACCCUGAUCGUUGGAAGUGCAACACUAGAAGACGGUGGAGGGCCGAACACCAGUCCGCAAGUAAGCCGGUACCUCGUGGAUCACCCUACCAGAUGCAGCAUCGUGAUCUCAAAGGAAUUAUAG